This is a messenger RNA of Photinus pyralis (common eastern firefly), 2220 nucleotides long. RefSeq lists its product as uncharacterized. NCBI's taxonomy places the organism in Eukaryota, Metazoa, Arthropoda, Insecta, Coleoptera, Lampyridae. Bases 1 to 2220 code for a protein of 739 amino acids. The record is from RefSeq and is a predicted model, not a curated record. The transcript has a single exon.
AUGAACCCAACCGUAGCAGCUAAAUUUAACAAAUCUAUUCUUUUACGAAAUACCGCGAUGUCUAGAUUAAAAGAAACUUUACGGGAAGGCGAAGGGGAGUUAGAUGAAUCAAGAAAAGCUAUCUUCUUGGCGAGAGCACUUCAAGUAGAUACCAAUUAUAAGGAAUUUCAAGAAUAUCACAAUUAUAUCAUAGGGUUAGUUAAAGAUGAGGAUUUUCCGGAACAUGACAAAAUUCGUUCAGAUACAGAUAUUAUUUUUUAUAAAAUAAAGGCGUUAUGUGCUAUAAUUAAUAAAUCUCAUAUACAUACAGAAAAUUCUAACGCAAAAACAAUACAAAAAUUACCAAAAAUUCAGAUCCCAAAGUUUGCUGGUGAUAUCAAGGAAUGGCCAGCUUUCAUAGACUUAUUUAAUUCAUUGGUGCAUAACAAUGACAGUAUCUCUAAAAUCGAAAAAUUUCAUCAUUUGAUAACUUCAGUACGCGACGAAGCUCAUAAUAUUAUUAAAGGUUUGCCGUUAGUUGAAAUUAAUUAUGACACAGCUUAUCAAAUUCUAAAAAAUAGAUACGAGAAUAAAAGAUUACUUGCUACAGCCUAUUAUCAACAAUUACAAAACGCCACUGCUUUGCAGCGCCCUAAUUCCAAAGAUUUAAGGUUACUUUUAGACACGUUUCACGAAAACAUUGAAUCUUUAAAGGUUCUCAAUUUUCCAGUCAAUUCUUGGGAUUUUCUAUUGUUUAAUAUGCUUUUGCAAAAGUUAGAUACCAAAACCCGGACAGAUUUUGAACUAGAACAUAGUGAAAUUGAGCUUCCUUCAUAUAAACAAUUAAUUACGUUUUUAGAAAAUCAAUCAAAGGCACUUGACUCGUUACAAUUAAUGUCUCCCAAGUCGAAGAUGGCAGCCGCUUCACCUACUCCACAAACUAUUAAACGUGGUUAUCAGAUUUCAAAUCUUUUAAAUACUGACGCAACCAAUACUUCACAAACGCAAUCUAGUACUAGAAAUACUUUGAAGUGUUCACAUUGUUCGGGGCCGCAUGGCAUAUAUAAAUGCACUGAAUUUUUGUCAAGACCAGUUCAAGAUAGAAUUCAAAUAGCUAGCACGAAGAAACUUUGUAAAAAUUGCCUUAGUUCUUUACACAAUACUUUUCAUUGCAAAUCUACAGCAAGAUGUCAUGUCUGUGAUCGCAGGCAUCACACUCUGUUACAUCUUAACGCAAAGGUUUUAUCAGUACCAAGUGAGGAUACUGUAAUUCCUUCGACUUCUUCAGAGUCCGUGAGCGCUAACGAAAUAACGCAAACGCAGUCAUUGAGCGUAAUGACUAAUAUUACUUCUAAUUAUCAAAUUUCGACAGUGCUUUUAUCGACCGCAGUUGUUAAUGUUAAAGACAUACGGGGUAAUUAUCAACCAGUUCGCUUAUUGAUUGAUUCUGGAAGUAUGAUCAAUUUUAUUUCCGAUAAUUGUGUUAAUCGGUUAGGUUUAAAACCCAAGCGUUCAUCGUUAACAAUUCAUGGAUUAAAUAAUAUGUCCACUCAGUGCAGUAAAGGAAGUGUGCUAUGCCACAUGCAACCUGCACAUGGCCAAAAUCCAAAAUUUAAUUUUGAAGCAUUGAUCGUGCCCCAAAUUUGUUCGAAGCAACCUCAAAUGGAAAUUGAUGUUUCAAAUUGCAAACAUAUCACCAAUUUAUGCCUCGCAGAUCCCAAAUUCCACAUACCUUCGUCUAUCGACAUUUUAAUUGGUGCUGAACUCACACCGUACAUAUUUAACAAAGAUCGCAUAUUUGGUACAGCCGAUCAGCCAGUAGCUAUUGACAGUAUAUUUGGUUGGAUACUACAGGGCAGCGCUUCGGUCCUUCGCAAUUCCAUCGACAAUGCAACUCCGUUUUCAUUUCACGUCUUCGCACAAAUUUCAUUGAACAGAACUCUACAAAAAUUUUGGGAAGUUGAGCAGGUUCCGAAGAGUACCGUAAUUCUGACUCCAGAGGAACAACUGUGUGAAACGAUUUUUUCUAACACAGUGAAACGAGAACCCAGCGGCAGAUUCAUUGUGUCUUUACCAUUUAAAGCUUCUCAGCCAGUUUUAGGCGACUCUUACAGUCAAGCAAAACGCAGAUUUCUUUCCUUGGAAAACAAGCUAGCUAAAAACCCAUCUUUACGGAUUGCAUAUGCUGAAUUUAUGAAGGACUAUCUCGAGAGUGGUCACAUGUCAGUACCUAGUUCGUGA